Molecule: messenger RNA, 1795 nt
Organism: Cuscuta europaea
Lineage: Eukaryota; Viridiplantae; Streptophyta; Magnoliopsida; Solanales; Convolvulaceae
Source: the annotation of a GenBank genome assembly
GUUCAUCUACUCAACCUCAAAGCUCACUCUCUCCCAACGCGCGUCGCCGCCCUUACCCGCUCAAUGGUCACCCCCGCAAUUACCCGUCUGGGAUGGAUUGGCACCGGCGUAAUGGGCCGAUCUAUGUGUUCCCACUUGAUAAAGGCAGGAUAUGAGCUCACCAUCUUCACCAGGACCCGGAGCAAAGCUCAAGAGCUCAUUUCCAUGGGGGCGCAAUGGGCUGACUCGCCGAGAUCUGUUGCUUCCAAAUCGGACGUCGUAUUCUCCAUCGUCGGCUACCCGUCAGACGUUCGACACGUCAUCCUCGAUCCUGAGUCCGGCGCACUCUCCGGCCUCAGCCAAGGCGGCGUCGUGGUCGACAUGACCACCUCUGAUCCCUCUCUCGCAGUCGAAAUCCACUCAGCUGCGACCUCCGCCGGCUGCUCCGCAAUAGACGCCCCCGUUUCCGGCGGCGAUCGGGGAGCCCGCAACGCAGCACUUUCAAUCUUCGCCGGCGGGGACCAAACUCUAGUUCAGCGGCUCUCUCCUAUCCUUUCCCUCAUGGGCAGGGUUUACUACAUGGGUACCCCUGGAAAAGGCCAAUUCGCCAAACUGGCAAAUCAAAUAACCAUAGCUUCGACCAUGGUUGGGCUAUGCGAAGGCCUUAUAUAUGCCCACAAAGCAGGUUUGGAUUUGGAAUUAUAUCUGAAUGCAAUCUCAAUGGGAGCUGCAGGAUCAAAAUCACUGGACUUGUAUGGGAGGAGAAUAGUCGGCAGAGAUAUGGAUCCGGGGUUUUAUGUGAAUCACUUUGUUAAAGAUUUGGGAAUCUGCUUAAAAGAGUGUGAGAACAUGUCUUUGGCAUUGCCUGGAUUAGCAUUGGCACAUCAGCUUUAUCUAUCGCUUAAGGCUUACGGAGAAGGCCAUUUAGGCACUCAAGCUCUUGUGUUGGCGUUGGAGAGGCUUAACAAUAUAUCCCUGCAUACUUCUUCUUCUACACAAGUUUAGAUUGGUAAAAAAUUAGACUUUGAUCUUGAUCUGGCCUUAAGUUUAUAUCCCGCUACCUGUGUUGUGAGUACGGUAAAAUUAUCUUGUUUUCAUGGUUGUGAUGUUAUCCUAUUCAAUUCAAUGGUUCAUCGUGUUUCCUACCUGAGAAAGAUUAUGAGGAAUGGUGCCAACCAAACCUACUUAAAUUACCCUUAAUCUUUUACUCCUUAUUUCCUCUCUUCUUCGACAAACCCAACCAAACUCUUGUUUCAUACAUAGGGGACCCAGCCAAUGUCAAUGGUAUUUCAACGUCCACAAUCAUGUGGUCACCCUUCGGCCAAGCCAAAGUGCAAAACAGGACGUACACCGUCCUCAAGGUCAAGGACACUCCUUGUCCUUAAGGCCAAUGCCAUCCAUCGUCCUCGAAACAAAGGACAUUCAUCGUCCUCAAAAUGAGGAACAUUCACCGUCCUCGAAAUGAGGGACAAAGCAGCCAACAAUUAUGGCACCACCUCGGCCUCGAAAUGAAGGACGUUCUUGACGACUCAGUUAUGGCAUAGCCUCGGUUAGAAACGCCAGAACUCCCACCCAACCAUCCGUAGGCCAAAAAGCAUCAAGACAACAAGGACCUACUCCCUUUCACUUCGUCUACAUCUCAGCUCAGAGAGUGGGGGGACUCCUGAUGGAGUAUAUGGGUCCAGACCCCAUGACCCACAUACUCCCACUACUGUGAACAGGCCCAAUAGGCCCAAGUGGCCUAAACACAACAAACAAGUACUCGGGGAUGUACGGCCUUUGGCACAUGAAGGCCCCCGGGAUACGUACGACCUUC